GAACGCUGUACACAACCCGCCCCUCCCCCCGCUCUGUCCCUGGCGGCCGCGGCGCGGAGGGAGCGACGGAGGAGCGGAGCUUGCACUUAGAAACUUCCCCAUCACCCUGCUUCUGCCUGGAUUCUUGCUGCAGCUGAAGAAACAGAGCACGUGUGUUUAUAACCUUCAGGUUCAGACAGAAUGAGUGCAGUAAGAAGGAAAGUCCGUGCUUUUGUGCGAGUCAAGCCAACAGCUGAUUUUCCUCAAGAUGUAAUCAGAUUUGGGCCAGACAACAAGAGCAUAGAUAUCUCCAUCAAGAGAGACAUUAAGAAAGAAGUUGUCAAUAACAAACAGACUGAUUGGUCCUUUAAAUUGGAUGGUGUUCUUCACAAUGCAUCACAGGACUCAGUUUAUGAAGCAGUAGCAACACAGUUGGUGUCUGAAGCACUGGGUGGCUAUAAUGGCACAAUUAUAUGCUAUGGACAAACAGGAGCUGGUAAAACUUAUACCAUGACAGGACUAGGUAAAAACUACCAGCAUCGAGGGAUCAUACUCCGAGCUAUACAACAGGUGUUCAGGGCAAUUGAAAAACAUGUUGAUCAGUCCAUCACUGUCCGAAUAUCCUACCUGGAAAUCUACAAUGAGGUCCUCUUCGAUCUUUUGUCCUCUACAUCAGGAAACACAGCAGGGAAUGUUCAGAUGAACAUAGUGGAUGGCCCACAAGGUGUUCACGUGAAGGGCUUGUCUGUGCAUCAUGUUAGCUGUGAGGAAGAUGCUUUAAGUCUCCUGUUUCAGGGUGAAACCAGCAGAGUAAUAGCUGAGCACACUCUGAAUAAAAACUCCUCCAGGUCCCAUUGCAUCUUUACAAUCUAUCUUGAAUCUCAUUCCAGAAUAUUGUCAGAUGCCAAAUACAUCACUUCAAAAAUUACCCUGGUUGAUCUUGCGGGUUCAGAACGGCUGGGAAAGACUGGGUCCGAGGGGCAGGUUCUGAAAGAAGCCACCUACAUCAACAAGUCUCUGUCAUUCCUUGAACAAGCCAUCAUUGCACUAGCUGAUCAGAAGAGGGACCAUAUCCCCUUCCGGCAAAGCAAGCUCACUCAUGUGCUUAAGGAUUCAUUAGGAGGAAACUGCAAUACUGUCCUGGUGGCAAAUAUCUAUGGUGAAGCUGCACAGAUAGAAGAAACUCUGUCCUCUCUCCGUUUCGCUACCAGAAUGAAAUGGAUCACAACGGAGCCAACCAUCAAUGAGAAGCAUGAUCCACAGCGGAUUGUGAAGAAUCUGCAGAAGGAGAUUACUCUUCUGAAACAAGAACUGGCCAUGCAUGACAGCUUGGUAAACCGCUCGCCAGUGAAUUAUGACCCUCUGAACGAAACCCAGAUAGCAGAGAUUAACUCUCAAGUCCGCAGGUACCUGGAAGGAGCCAUAGAUGAGAUUGAUAUAAUGAACAUCAGGCAAAUCCAAGAGAUAUUUAACCAGUUCAAAGUGAUUCUAAGCCAACAAGAGCAAGAAGUGGAAGCCAGGUUACGCACCAAGUACAUCCUGAUAGACAAAAAUGACUACGCAGCCAUUAAUGCUGUUCAGAAGGCUGGCCUAGUUGAUGCAGACGGUCAUCUGGUGGGGGAAGUGGAUGGACAAGGGUUUGGGAUUGGAAUUGCCCCUUUCUUAUCCAAGCAGGGUGGGAGGAGAGCAAAAGCCAGAAGAGUCAAAGAGCUGGCCAGCCUCACACCCAGGAAGGAAGGUUCUGUAAAAGACCUGGAGUCUUUUUCCAUAUCAAGAAGCCAACUGGUGAGUGCAAACAAGGAUCUGGACAUGAAGGAGGGAAAGGAACAGGACGCAGCCAGUAUUGAAACUCACCGCUCAGAGAUGGCGCCCAGAGAGGAUUCCAACCGACCGAGUACCCCUCCCUUGAAGCCGGUGGCAUUUGAGGACUUCAAAAAUGAGCGUGGGAGCGAGAUCAACCGGAUCUUCAAGGAGAACAAAGCCAUCCUCAGUGACAGGAAGAGGAAGGCAGGCGAGAUAACCCAGAGGAUCAACCUCAUAAAGCACCAGAUGGACAUCACCAAGGAGGCCCUUGAGCUUCAGAAGCAGGAACGGGAGCUGCAGGGGGAGUAUGUUGAUGAGAAAGGACAGAUCAUAAUCGACGAGGAGGAGUUCUUGCUGAUCAUGAAGCUCCAGGAUCUGAAGAAACAGUACAGGUCUGAUUAUGAUGAACUGCAGGACCUGAGGGCAGAAAUCCAGUACUGUCAACAGCUGGUGGGCCAGUGCCGCAGCAGACUGAUCUCAGAGUUUGAAAUCUGGUACAAUGAAUCCUUCCUUAUUCCCGAGGGCAUGCAGGAAGCGAUAAAACCCGGUGGCAACAUCCGACCUGGUAUGAUCCCCAUUAACAGAGUCAUGUGUCUGGACGAAGAUGAGCAGGAGAGGUUUGACCGGAUGCAGAAAGCAGCGUUGCCAGCCUGCCCAGGUUCAGUCCCCUUCUACAAUGCCAAAUCGAAGAUGGAGCAGCAGCACAGUUACCUCAGAACCGUGACCUCGCUCCAGCAAAUGCAGAAGAAACCCGGACUCCUCCCAGCUGCCACGAAGAACAAACCCUUAUCGCUUCUGCACAUCGUGUGACGGAUACAGAGGCAGAGCGGAGCCCUCUGCACGCUGGCCCGCGUGAGGGAACUAAACCAAACGACCUCAGACAGCUCCCGCCUUUAUUUUUGGGGUAGACUGAUCAAGAAAUAAAGCUGUAGUAAUGAAAAA
This is a messenger RNA of Gavialis gangeticus (Gharial), 2724 nucleotides long. RefSeq names its product kinesin family member 9 (gene KIF9). Lineage: Eukaryota; Metazoa; Chordata; Crocodylia; Gavialidae. The transcript is spliced from 22 exons. Bases 181 to 2592 code for a protein of 803 amino acids. The record is from RefSeq and is a predicted model, not a curated record. Gene Ontology annotation, molecular function: ATP binding; microtubule motor activity; microtubule binding. Gene Ontology annotation, biological process: microtubule-based movement.